AUGUCUCGUCCAACCGCAAAAAGAUGUUGGACCGCACGAACGCGACCGAGCACGACGACGAGCUCUUCUGCAGGUCCUGUUACGGCAAGAAAUUUUGGACCCAAAGGUUACGGUUACGGUGGCGGUGGAGCUGGAGUCCUUUCUAUGGACGACGGAACCGGAUACAUUAACGGACCCCCAACAUCGAAUAUCCCGCAAUUGGCACAAGCUCACGUAGCCCCACUUCUGGCGAAUGGAGGAGUCAACGUCAAACAGACGAACGGAAACGUAUACAGCAAAUUCGGCUCGAGGAUCGACUGUCGCCGAUGUGGCAAAGUGGUUUUAAUGGCGGAGAAAAUGAUGGGCGGAGGUUCCUGUUGGCACAAGAGUUGCUUUACCUGCCUGUCGUGCAACAAGCGACUCGAAUCGACGUCGCUGUGUGAACGCGAAGGCGAAAUUUACUGCAAAAGCUGUUAUGGCAAACAGUUUGGACCUAAAGGCUAUGGGUUCGGACUAGGAGCCGGACUCUUGCAAAUGUCUGAAUAGCUAUUUUCCCUUUUUCUUCUUCUGGGGGUGGAACGGACGUGCAGAUUCGAAUGAGAAACUUUAAAGAACUGGUUCCAGUUUGAAAUACCCCCUUUUAUCAAAUCCCCCCCCCCCCCACCGAGACGUGGUACGGAAGGCCUCCCAAAUGGCUGACGUCUUGUGUGUGUGUGUGUAUGUUGCAGACAAA
This is a messenger RNA of Daphnia pulicaria, 712 nucleotides long. RefSeq names its product cysteine and glycine-rich protein 2-like. Lineage: Eukaryota; Metazoa; Arthropoda; Branchiopoda; Diplostraca; Daphniidae. The transcript is spliced from 6 exons. The record is from RefSeq and is a predicted model, not a curated record. Gene Ontology annotation, biological process: sarcomere organization; muscle tissue development. Gene Ontology annotation, molecular function: structural constituent of muscle; actinin binding. Bases 1 to 525 code for a protein of 174 amino acids. Gene Ontology annotation, cellular component: nucleus; cytoplasm; Z disc.